CGAGGCCAUGUGGGUGACCAAGGCCGAGUGGGAGGAGCAGGGAGUGCGGGCUCUGGAGAAGCUCGGACCGCGAUGAGUGUGAAUGUGCGCAGGGAGAUGGGAUGGUGUGAUGUGAGUUGGGCGAGAUGUUGUUAUAUAUUUAUACGGCUAGAUGAAGCAUGUUAAAAGACGUUGAUAUUUGGCUCUCUCUUCUGAUUGGUGAAUGGUGUUGACAAGAGACUUGAUAUUCAAUGGAUUGAUCUCUCAACGGCAGUUUAGCUUGAGAUUAUCAGCGUACUUGAUACACAGGUCUCUCUCCCUCCCUCUUUUGGGCAUUCCUGGUACUACUAUUCCUAAAUAGUGAAGCCAUUCCUCUUAUCAUCUUGGCUUGACACAAGCUGAGACAAUUAGAUGUCUGGUACUCCGUACCAGCUACACCACGGCGGCUUAGUCAUCUGCCACACCUACACUUUGCAUCUCGGCAUUCUCUGUAGUUUAUACUUUUCCAUGUUGCCAUUUGUUUGUUCAACCAACCAACUUCAAUUGACUUCAUCACAAACGCCCAUUUUGUACCUCUGCAUUGUAUAUCACGCGCUGCUCUCUGCACUUCACUCCCCUGCAUCAUCACAUCAUCCUUCACUGCGCUAUAGACUAGCAUCUCCAUCUCUUCAACAACUAACAAUCAUCCGCUAUUUUGUUUCUCGACUUGUCGCCACUCCUCGGAUUUCUCCGCACCAGCCGGCUAAAGGCAGCAUCGCAUCAGCUCAAAUUCCUCAUCUCAUUCGUCCUGGGCUUCCUUUAUUCCACCAUUCUCUUCACUACUACCGUUGCGAUCUACCCAAUCAAUCCGCCUGGCCACGUGCGAAUACGGAUCAACCACGUAUCAUUCCCCCUUCCUCAUUUCCCCUUCCAGAUGCCGCAUGUCUAGCUCGCAUCAUCUGAGAUCAAGUCCAGCGCCAGUCCAGACACAACGCAAACCAAACCGUUGACU
Trichoderma harzianum CBS 226.95 is the source of this 970-nucleotide messenger RNA. RefSeq lists its product as hypothetical. The record is from RefSeq and is a predicted model, not a curated record. The transcript has a single exon. Bases 391 to 921 code for a protein of 176 amino acids. NCBI's taxonomy places the organism in Eukaryota, Fungi, Ascomycota, Sordariomycetes, Hypocreales, Hypocreaceae.